AUGUCUAGCUUCUACAAAAACUUUCAGAAAAUAACGCAAAUCAGUUGCGCAACAACUUCACUAUUAUUGAAUACGCUCCUCAUCUUUUUGAUUAUAAUCAAAUCUCCAAAAUCGAUUGGUUUCUACAAGUAUCUUAUGAUCUACAUCUCAUUGUUCGAAGCAGUUUAUUCAAUUUUAGAUGUCUCUUCUGAGCCAGUAAUUUAUUCCUAUGGCAGUGCAUUCAUCGCAUUUUCAAAUAUCAAUGACUCAUUUCUCAACAAACAUUUGAGCUUUGUGGUUAUUAUAAUUUAUGCGGGUUGUUUCGGAUUCUCUCUUGCUCUUUUCGCAGUUCAUUUUCUCUAUCGAUACAGUAUCAUCCAGUCUUCUUUUAAAACACAACUUUUACAAGGAUCCAGAAAACUAAUCUUAUUUAUCAUUCCUCUUUUUUAUGGUUUCUGGUGGACAUAUUUAUGUUCAUUAUUUUCACGAAACGCUGAAGUUGAUGCAUAUAUGCAAGAUACAAUGUUGAGUAGUUAUAAUGUAUCGAUGGAAGAUGUUACCUACAUUUGUUUCAUGUUUUUCACUUUGGAUGAGAGAGGAAUGAAAACACCUAAUAACGAAGCAUUUCUAGCUAUUCUAUGUAUGAUGUUCAUGAUUGUAAGUACUGGGUUUAUGAAAAAUAGAAGUUCUGAAUUUUUUGGACUCAUUUUCAAGUGAAAGCUAUGGAAAAAGAUUAUGAAAAAAUCAUAUGAAAAAAUUAUCAACAAAGAAAAUCCAUGUUUUUUAAAUCGAAAAAAAAACAAACCACCGAAAAUUUGCAGCUCUCCUCGAUGUUUUGUGUUUUUUAUUUUGGCACCAAAUGCUAUAAAAUAAUUAACCACGCAUUUGAUGGAAGCUCUAACCGAUCCGCCUUCACUCAAAGUCUUCAAAAACAAUUAUUCUACGCAUUAGUGGUUCAAACGUGUAUUCCAUUAAUCCUAAUGUAUAUCCCAGCUGGCUUUUUGUUUUUGACAGCGAUUUUCGAAAUUCAAAUUGGGUUUGCUAGUAGCAUUGUGGCUAUAACUAUUGCUAUUUAUCCAGCCGUGGAUCCACUUCCAAAUUUAUUGAUAAUCAAAGAUUACCGGAAAGCGAUCAAGGUUUUUGUUGUCAAGAAUUUAUUGAAAGUUUUGCCGAAACGUGAAAACAACACAAACAAUCAAACUUCUCGAAUAUAA
Messenger RNA from Caenorhabditis angaria, 1193 nucleotides. NCBI's taxonomy places the organism in Eukaryota, Metazoa, Nematoda, Chromadorea, Rhabditida, Rhabditidae. The record is from the annotation of a GenBank genome assembly.